Messenger RNA from Didymodactylos carnosus, 618 nucleotides. NCBI's taxonomy places the organism in Eukaryota, Metazoa, Rotifera, Eurotatoria, Philodinida, Philodinidae. The record is from the annotation of a GenBank genome assembly.
AUGAUUAGCAACAGAAGUUACGUAUCAAAAUUGAAUAUUUAUCCAAAAUAUGAAUUAUUUAUUCGUGAACCCUAUAUAAUAUGGAUGAAAAAAUUUCGUACAACAUUAAUUUUAUUACCAAAUUCAAGUCGAAAACGUUUUAUUAACGGUAUUGAUCUAAAUUGUGGACAUGGUAAUUAUUAUGAACAAGAAAAUGUCCUUUCACUGAUUACACCUUCAAUUAGUCUAUCGUCAUAUGAAAAUAAUAAUAAAUACAAUGAUUUAGACAAAGGAUCGCCUGAUUUAUUAUCCGUGAAUAGUGAUCUAUUAAGUACGGAUAUGAGUUAUAAUGGUGAUGAAUCAAUAACGGAAUGGUCUCGUACUACUAACGAAAUGUCCAAAAACAGAGGAGGAAUGUCUUAUCUUGAUUAUAAGAAUCAAUUAUUAUCAAGAUCACCAUUGUUCAUAAAUGAGAACAAUAUUGGUAAUAAUACUCAUAGAUACGGUAAUAAUACAUCUCAUAUAAAGACCAAUCCACCUAAUUCUUAUUCUUAUUGUUCGGAUGAUGAGUAUAGUAUGUCUGACACAUCAUCUUAUAUUCGUAGCGGAUAUUCAUAUCAUAAGGAUAUGAAAAUGUAA